AUCUCUAUACAAUCUCUCAUAACAUAGUCAUCUAAGCACUCCCGUAAAUAACCGAACAUAUACACCUGCAACACACGUACAAUGGAAGAAGAAAAAAGACCCAACCUACCAAUGCGGCCCAGCCAAACACCGGGCCAGGAAAACCCCCCCACCAAAGCCCCCUAUCCCAACGACGACACCAGUAAACAUGCAGACCAAGAACAAGACGGUCUCAAAGAACAAGAACACCCCGACACAAACAUUCCACCACCAGUUUACACACCCACAACGCUCAUCCAGAACCAAACAACCCACGGGGCCUACCGGCCAUCUGCCAUUCUCCCUAAACCGGUCGUCAUACCCCAAACAUCCCACUCAAUCCACGGCUCAAUCUACCGGCCGUUCGCGCGGGCCUACGCGCCCGCCCUGGAGAGCCUCGGCAUCCCCAAGACAGAUUUCCUGGCUUUCGUGGACGCGCUCAACGAGGUCUGGUUGGCGAAUCCGUACAUCCAGGCCAUUAGCACGACCAGUGCCGUGGCGUGCUUUAUCCCGCUCUUGCAGAUCCAGAUCGCCGCGCUGGGCGUGGCUGCCGCGGCCGAGUAUGGGUCGGUGAAGGUGUCGCAAAUGCGGACGCAGGCGUACAUGCGGCUGGCGAAUGAGCAGCUGUUUGGGCCGCGGGGCCUGCGCGUGCAGGUGCUGAAGACGAAGGUGAUGAUGCGGGAGGUGGGGGUGCCGGGGGAUGUGCUGGACUUGGGGGAGGGCCGGGAUGAGGAGUUUGCGGAUUUGCAGGAGGAGGGGAAGGGGAGGUAUGAUCCGCAGUUGAGGAGGGUGGAGGCGUUGAGGGAGUAUGUGUGUCCAAUUGUUUAUGAGGAGGGGGGUGCUGCGGUGGGUAAGGAUAAUUGGAUUAAGAGGGCUUCGGAUAAGCAGGAGAAGUGGCUGUCGGAGAGGCAGAAUAGUUCGAUUGUGGGGAAGAGGGAGAAGGCUGGGAAGUGGAUGAGUGAGGCGGAGGAGGCGGAGAAGCAGCUGAAUGUCAAGAUUGAGGAGGUUGAGCUUGCGAAGGAGGCUGCGAGGGCUAGGGCUAGGGAGCGGAUCGAGGGUCCGUUGGGGGAGUCGUUGCAGGGUCGGGGCAUGAUUCAGGAUGAUUUGGACAAGGAUUUGAAGAAGUUGGAUAAGACUUUGACGAAGCUUGUUAAGGAGAGGGAGAAGAAGGUUACGAAGAUGAUGCAGAAGGGUGAGCGGCGUCUGCAGAGUGUGGAGAAGAAAGAGAGCCGCAUUGCGCAGAAGGUGAUGUGGGUGGUGGUGACGGGGGAUGAUGGGACGGGCUUUCAGAACCAUCUUUUUGAGGAAUCGGAGACUUGA
Molecule: messenger RNA, 1338 nt
Organism: Aspergillus pseudonomiae
Lineage: Eukaryota; Fungi; Ascomycota; Eurotiomycetes; Eurotiales; Aspergillaceae
Exons: 2
Coding region: 82-1338 (418 amino acids)
Source: RefSeq, a predicted model, not a curated record